UCGGUUACCUGGGUCAGUUUCAGAAAUCAAUACGGACUGGUGGGAUGGCGUCGCCGGUAAAGACAGGCUUUUAUAGACUGGAGGUACAAAAGACAACCUGGGACGUCCCGGAAAGAUACACUACGCUGAAAGCUGUGGGUUCAGGAGCAUACGGGACUGUAUGCUCGGCUAUUGACCAGAAAACGAAGGAAAAGGUGGCCAUAAAGAAGCUCUACCGUCCAUUCCAAUCUUUGAUCCACGCCAAACGCGCUUACCGCGAGCUGCGGCUACUGCGAUACAUCCAGCACGACAAUGUGAUCUGUCUCCUGAAUGUCUUCACUCCCGACUCCUCGCUGGAGAAUUUCCAGACUUUCUACAUGGUGAUGCCUUUUGUGGCUCAGGACCUGAGUCACAUUAUGAAGAGGAGGAGACUGACCGAUCGCAUCAUCACCUAUCUCUUUUACCAGAUACUGAGAGGACUGAAGUAUAUUCACUCAGCUGGGAUCAUCCACAGGGACCUAAAACCUGGUAAUCUUGCAGUGAACGAGAACUGUGAACUAAAGAUCCUGGACUUUGGUCUGGCUCGGCAGACGGAGAGUGAGAUGACUGGGUACGUCGUCACUCGCUGGUACAGAGCCCCGGAGGUCAUCUUCAACUGGAUGCACUACAGUCAGACAGUGGAUGUGUGGUCUGCUGCCUGCAUUCUGGCUGAGAUGAUCACAGGCCAAGUCCUCUUCCCUGGCAGCGACAGUAUUGACCAGCUGAAGAAAAUCCUCAGUCUGACAGGAACACCUCACUCCUCCCUUGUGCAGAAAAUGCAGAGCAAAGACGCCCGAUCUUACGUGCAGUCCCUCCCACCUCAGAGGAAGAAGAACUUCAAAGACGUCUUCUCAUCCAUGGAUGGAAAUGCGGUGCAGCUACUGGAGAGCAUGCUGAUUCUUGACCCAGAGAAGAGGAUGACGGCCAAGGAAGGCCUCGCUCACCCCUACCUGUCCGAGUUCCACGAACCCGAGGCAGAGCCGGACUCUCCGCCAUACGACGAUUCCUUUGAGAGCCUAGAGCUUGCAGUGGGAGAGUGGAAGAGUCUUAUACACAUGGAGAUCAUGACCUUUGACCCAGAUAACCCCAGAGAAACUGCAACAUAGUGUGCUACAGAUCAGGUUCUGAUUAAAAUUAAACACGCAUAACACCACAGACUGCACUCAAAAUGUCACAUAUACUCAGCGAUGAGUAUGGAGAGCGGCUGACUGAUUGUGAGUGAGAUUAAGGAGGCUUCAUGUAAGAAUAGGUGUUUAACUAUUAUCGGAUUUCUCUUUUUGGCUUUUAUAACAUGUUUCUAACAUUUUUUUACAGUGUGGCUUGUAUAAGGUUGCAUGUUGAACUCUUACACAUUACACACAUUUUGCAGAUAUUGUGUCAUACUGACCAAUGAGACAAAGGGCACUGCCCAAUAUAUACUUAUUAUUUUGGAUCCAUGUUACCAGACCCUUAACAUCUUUAAUAAUAUUAUGAAUAUUUUUGGUUUCUUGUUCCCUCUUUGAUGUUGUCUUUUUUUGAUCAAAUCAAUGUACUGUUUUCAACAAUUAAACCCGCUGAAACUCA
Molecule: messenger RNA, 1581 nt
Organism: Anguilla rostrata (American eel)
Lineage: Eukaryota; Metazoa; Chordata; Actinopteri; Anguilliformes; Anguillidae
Product: STKc_p38 domain-containing protein
Exons: 12
Coding region: 45-1124 (359 amino acids)
Biological process (GO): intracellular signal transduction; protein phosphorylation
Cellular component (GO): cytoplasm; nucleus
Molecular function (GO): MAP kinase activity; ATP binding
Source: RefSeq, a predicted model, not a curated record